AAUAACAUAUACAUAUACUUACAUACAAUAAAACGAAUGAAACAUUCCAUACGAUUUUACGUAUUUGUGAAGUAAUUGAAAAAAAAUAAUCCAUUUAUUAUGGGUUUUGACGAUGUUAUUACACAUUUAGGUGAAUUUGGUCGCUAUCAAAAGCGUAUUUAUGUUUUAGUGUGUUUACCGGCAAUUUCUUGUGCAUUUCAUAAAUUAGCUGGAGUAUUUUUAUUAGCAAAACCCGAACAUAGAUGUCUUUUACCAUUUGAAAAUGAUACUAAAACAAUUGAAUAUGAAUUACCAACAUCAUUAUUAAAUACUUCAUAUCCGUAUGAUAAUUUACUUGGUAAAUAUUCACAAUGUGAAUAUUUUUGGAAUGAAAGUACAAUACAUUGCUCAAAAUGGGUUUAUGAUAAAUAUAAGAAUAGUGCCGUUACAGAAUGGGAUAUGGUAUGUUCACGUUCAUGGUUAACGGCAACAUCCGAUUCAUUAUUUAUGCUUGGUGUAUUAUUAGGUAGUAUUAUAUUUGGUCAAUUGAGUGAUAAAUAUGGAAGAAAACCAAUUUUCUUUGCAUCAUUAGUAAUGCAAUUAGUUUUUGGUAUAUUAGCUGGAAUAGCACCUGAGUAUAUUACAUAUACAAUAUCAAGAGUAUUUAUUGGUGCAACAACAGCAGGAGUCUUCUUAGUUGCAUAUGUAAUAGCAAUGGAAAUGGUAGGUCCAAGUUAUCGAUUACUUGCUGGUGUUCUUUAUAUGACAUUUUUUUCAUUUGGUUUUAUGUUAUUAGCUGGUUUUGCAUACUUAAUAUAUGAUUGGAGACAAUUACAAAUUGCACUAACAUUACCUGGAGCAAUUUUUUUGUGUUAUUAUUGGUUUAUACCAGAAUCCGCUCGUUGGUUACUCUCAAAAGGACAUAAAAAUAAAGCAAAAAAAUUAAUUCUCAAAGCGGCCAAAGAAAAUAAUGUAUCGUUGCCAGACGAAUUACUUUAUGAUCUCCUAGAUGAUGACAUUAAUAACACGGAAGUGAAGGAAAAUAAAGAUUCGGUAUUCGAUUUGUUUCGUUAUCCAAAUUUGAGGCGUAAGACUUUAUUAAUAUUUUUUGAUUGGUUUGUCAACUGCGGUACAUAUUAUGGUCUGUCAUGGAAUACUAGCAAUUUAGGCGGUAAUGAUUUAUUAAAUUUUGUGAUAUCUGGCGCCGUUGAAUUUCCUGCUUAUAUAUUUUUACUAUGUACAUUAAAUCGAUGGGGACGUAGAUCAAUUUUAUGUGGUUGUAUGAUAUUUGCUGGAAUAACACUUUUGUUAACUGCAAUCGUACCUGAAAAAGAAAAUUGGAUAAUUGUAGCUUUGGUUAUGUUAGGAAAAUUAUCGAUUACAGCAAGUUUGGGUACUGUUUAUAUAUUUUCAGCUGAACAAUUUCCAACUGUUAUACGUAAUGUUGGUUUAGGAGCAUCCUCUAUGGUUGCUAGAAUAGGUGGAAUAUUAGCUCCAUAUUUUAAUUUACUAGGAGAAAUAUGGAAACCAUUUCCAAUGAUAAUUUUUGGUGGAAUGGCAUUUGCUGGUGGCUUAUUAUCACUCUCUUUACCAGAAACUUUAAAUAAACCGAUGUUAGAAACUAUAGAAGAAUGUGAAAACUUUGGAAAGAAAACAAAGAAUUUGGAGCAACACAUUAUUACAAACGCACAAAAUGGUCAAGAAUUAAAUCUUUUAAACAAUUUAAAAAAGAAUAUAAAUCAAAAUUCCUCCAAAGAAAACGUUAGGGAAUCAGUUCAUUCCAAAAAUGAUGAAAAAUAUUAA
Molecule: messenger RNA, 1782 nt
Organism: Condylostylus longicornis
Lineage: Eukaryota; Metazoa; Arthropoda; Insecta; Diptera; Dolichopodidae
Product: organic cation transporter protein-like
Exons: 1
Coding region: 100-1782 (560 amino acids)
Biological process (GO): transmembrane transport
Cellular component (GO): membrane
Molecular function (GO): transmembrane transporter activity
Source: RefSeq, a predicted model, not a curated record